This is a messenger RNA of Temnothorax curvispinosus, 1590 nucleotides long. RefSeq names its product matrix metalloproteinase-2-like. NCBI's taxonomy places the organism in Eukaryota, Metazoa, Arthropoda, Insecta, Hymenoptera, Formicidae. The transcript has a single exon. Gene Ontology annotation, molecular function: metalloendopeptidase activity; zinc ion binding. Gene Ontology annotation, cellular component: extracellular matrix. The record is from RefSeq and is a predicted model, not a curated record. Bases 1 to 1590 code for a protein of 529 amino acids. Gene Ontology annotation, biological process: extracellular matrix organization; collagen catabolic process; proteolysis.
AUGUCGCUCGCGCGCGUAAUUACGUGCGCGAUUAUUAUCGUCGUCGCGGUAAAUUGUAAAUCGAGUGAAAAUGAGAUUGCGAUCAGUUAUCUGCAAAAAUAUGGGUAUCUGGAUAACAGCGGUGCACAGCGAUUUUCAUCGUCCUACAACACCACGCAGGAGUUACAUCGAGCCGUCUCACUGUUUCAAGAAUUCUAUCGACUACCAGGCGACGGCGAAUUGAACGAAGAGACGCUGAAUCGAAUGGGUAAACCGCGAUGUGGCGUCGAGGACAUUUUGGAGCGCACGUUCGCUCCACUUUCGGACAAAUGGCCGAGGAAACAUCUCAAAUGGAACUUUCAUCUGGCCAACGAUAUAAUCUUGAAAACAACUCGAGCCGCGUUCGAUCUGUGGGCAGCGAAUUCGUCAUUGACGUUCGAGCGCGAUUCGCUGAAUCCCGAUAUUUUGAUAUCGUUUCGUGACGGGCGUCACGCGAUGCUAUACUCCCGACGAAACGAACCGUGUUCGUCUGCGUUCAGAGGUCCUAACGGAGAUGUCGCUCACGCGUUCUUUCCCACCGGAGACCCCAAUUUCGUCUCGGAGGUGCACGUAGACAAAGCGAAGACGUGGCACAUACAGCUGACUAAGAAUCCCCCGGGGACGUACAAUUUACUUCAGACGUUGACGCACGAGAUCGGUCACGCUUUAGGCUUGCCGCACACCUUCCGCGAAGAUUCGAUGAUGUUCGCGUUCGUGCCUGAGAAGACAUUCCCCGUUCAACUUACUCUAGAGGACGUUCUUUCCAUUCAACACCUGUACGGCGCUAAAGAAAACGCUAAAGUUCCAAAAGUAAUAACGACGACGACACCGACGACUACCACAACGACGACAACGAUAGCAACGACGACUACGAAAGACGUCGAGAUGGAUCUGUGCACCUUGCGAAUCGUGGAUACCGUAUUGAUAACGAACGGUCGAUUGUACAUCUCGCACGAACGAUACGUGUGGUCAAUCGAUAUAGACGGGAAAACGUACAAGAAACCCUUGCUAUUGACGGACUACAUGAAAUUUCUUCCUAAGAAUUUCACGCGUCUGACGGCCGCGUAUCAGACGCCCUCGGGCAAUAUCAUGCUGUUCGCGGGCAAUAUGAGCUACAUGAUCACUUAUCCGCGUCUAACGCUAGUUUCAACUUGGCCGAGAUCUUACACAGAUCUCGGAAUUCCCGAUACCGCCAGGAAGGUCAACGCCGUGCUGAACACGAACGAAGGACGAAGUUUCGUUAUAUACGACGAUAAUGUUGUGGGAGAGAUAGACGAUUGUUCGAUGAAUAUCGUUAAGUACUACCACAUCGACAUGAUAUUUCUGGGAAUACCUCACAGCGUAUCGUCGGCCUUUCGAUACAUCGACGGUAAUCUGUACUUUAUCAGUAAAAACCGAUUCUACAAAUUCAACGAAUUUACGAAAACUGUAACGGCAUCCGGCAAAUUUGAUCUUGGGAUCUUCGGUAUUACCUGCCCGAGACAGGGACUGAUGAUGCAACUGCGAGAUCUAUUGAGUCGAUUCGUUCGAAUUGACGCGAGGGAGACGUCGAAUAGAGAAAAGGAAGAAUAG